AUGGCGACCAGAUCAACGGGCAGACUCAUUCUCGGCCUCGUCUUCCUCGCCUUCAUCUGGCUGACGCUGCUGAGUCCUGACCCCUACAGCCGCGGCCUGCACGAGAUUCGCACCACCGUGUCGCUACCGCCGCUCGACUUCCUCCAGGCCUCGUUUCCAGAGCGAAGCAAACAGCAUGCCCAAUACUACGCGUCGCAGGAGGCACGCGAUUUCUGCGCCGCGCAUGGCUAUUCCGUGUUUAAGCCGCUCAGCUCCACAAACGAACGCAAGGUGUAUGAUCUCGUCAUGGUCAAUUCGGAGCUCGACUUUCUUGAGAUACGGCUCGACACGCUGUAUAAGUACGUCGACUACUUUAUCAUCGUCGAGUCACCUAAGACGUUCCAGGGCGAUAAGAAGCCGCUCGUCAUUAAGAACAACUGGGCCAGGUUUAAACGCUUCCACGACAAGAUGAUUUACCACGAAUUAACGUUUCCGCGAUCUUUUAACCCACACCGCGCCUGGGACUACGAAGACUUGCAGCGAGACGCCAUGUACUCGCAGGUCAUGCCGGGGCUAACGGGCCACCAGGCGCCGGCCAAGGGCGACGUCAUGGUCGUUGCCGAUGUUGAUGAAAUCCCGCGAGCAGAGUCGCUCCUCGUCCUACGGUCCUGCAACUACCCGCGCCGCCUGACCCUCGGGUCUAAAUUUUACUACUACUCAUUCCAGUUCCUGCACGACGGGCCGGAAUGGCCGCACCCACAGGCGACCUACUACCAGGGCUGGCGGACGCUGAAACCGACCAACCUACGCAACGGCGACGGCGGGUUUCGCCCGACCCGCGGUAGGGAGAAGGGCACCCUGGCCAACGCGGCGUGGCACUGCAGCAGCUGCUUCCCUACGAUUGCGCAGUUCCUCAACAAGGUUGCCAGCUUCUCCCACGUGUGGAUGAACGAUGAGGAGUACCGUAAUAGGGAUAGGAUUGCGAACGCGGUGCGCGAGGGCAAGGACGUGUGGGAACGAGAGCAGGACACGUUUACGAGGAUUGACGCGAACAAGGACAUGCCGGCGCUGGUGAAGCAGCAGCCGGAGCGGUUUGGCUACAUGAUAAGUCGGGAUGGGCCGUCGGCCGGAUUUACAGACUAUCCUUAA
Molecule: messenger RNA, 1128 nt
Organism: Cordyceps fumosorosea ARSEF 2679
Lineage: Eukaryota; Fungi; Ascomycota; Sordariomycetes; Hypocreales; Cordycipitaceae
Product: glycosyl transferase family 17 protein
Exons: 1
Coding region: 1-1128 (375 amino acids)
Biological process (GO): N-acetylglucosamine metabolic process; protein N-linked glycosylation
Cellular component (GO): membrane
Molecular function (GO): beta-1,4-mannosylglycoprotein 4-beta-N-acetylglucosaminyltransferase activity
Source: RefSeq, a predicted model, not a curated record